UAUAAAACGACCGAUUGGACUCAGGUCAAUCAGUUCAUCAUUCAACUAUAGUGGACAUACGAGCUUCUCAAGUCACAUUUCCAAGCAACAAGCAACAAACAACGAACAUAAUCAAAAUGCAGUUCCAAGUAUCUUUCGCCCUUAUCGCCGUCGCCAUGUGCUUCGUAUCUGCCUACGCCGCCGAACAGUCUGCAAAACAAUCGUCCCAAUCUGCCGCCCCGGCCGCAGCUGGAGACCGCAAUAAGCGUGGUCUGUACGCUUCACCCUACCUGGCCGCUCCGUACGCCGCAUCACCAUACGUGGCCUCACCGUACGCAGCCUCACCAUACGUUGCUUCACCGUACGCAGCAUCACCGUAUGUCGCCUCACGGUAUGUCGCUUCCCCGUACGCCGCCGCGCCGUACGUCGCUUCUCAUCACCCGUACGGCGCCGUGUCGUCUUACGCUACUUACCCGUACGUCGCCAAGACUUUCGCUUCACCGUACGCUUAUUACCCGUGAGAGAAGACAUAACAGCAGCACCACCAUGUACGAGCAUAUACCAAUACCAGAGUUACCAUGACAAGAAAAGUCUAUAAAAUAUACAGCUAUGCAUCAACGAUUCCUUUAUAAACUUAACACUGUAAUAUCCGUGGUCAUUAAUUAUUAGUUAUAGCGAAUAUUAAUAAAAUUACAACGAAUAAAAUACAAUAUUAUUAUAUAAUA
Molecule: messenger RNA, 704 nt
Organism: Myzus persicae (green peach aphid)
Lineage: Eukaryota; Metazoa; Arthropoda; Insecta; Hemiptera; Aphididae
Product: serine/arginine-rich splicing factor 8-like
Exons: 2
Coding region: 117-500 (127 amino acids)
Source: RefSeq, a predicted model, not a curated record